AUGCUCAGCCCCAAGAUAAAACAGGCACGCCGGGCGCGCUCCAAGAGCAUGGUGCUCGGAGAGCUGUCCCGGGUGUCCAGGCCCUGCUCGCCUCUGGACCAGGAGAAAGCCCUGAAGGUGGGCUGGCUGAAGAGGCAGCGCAGUAUCAUGAAGAACUGGCAGCUGCGUUGGUUCGUCCUUAGGACUGAGGCUCUGUAUUUCUACAAGGACCAGGAUGAAACCAAGGCACAGGGUUGUAUCCCUCUUCAAGGCAGCCAGGUCAAUGAGCUGCCGGCCAAUCAGGAUGAGCCUGGUCGCCACCUUUUUGAAAUUGUUCCAGGUGGGGCUGGAGAAAAGGAUCGAUCAGGUAUAAGCCAUGAAUCAUUCCUGCUGAUGGCCAACUCUCAGAGUGACAUGGAGGAAUGGGUCCGAGCCAUACGGAGAGGCAUAUGGGCGCCGCUUGGAGGAGGAGUCUUUGGGCAGCACCUGGAGGAGACAAUGUUAUGUGAGGCCCAGUGUGGCCCCCAGCGAGAGGUCCCUGUGCUGGUGGAACAGUGUGCGUGUUUCAUACGUGAACACGGGCUUGAGGAGGAGGGCCUUUUCAGGUCCCCUGGACAGACCAAUCAUGUCCGAGAGCUGCAGGACGCGUGUGAUCGUGGCGAGAAGCCGGUGUUUGACAGUACCACAGAUGUCCACACAGUGGCAUCGCUGCUAAAGCUGUUCAUACGGGAGCUGCCUGAGCCUAUUAUCCCAUUCUCCAAAUACACACAGUUUCUUUCUUGUGCUCAGCUACUUACCAAGGAUAAAGAACUGGGAAUCAUAGAGCUCGGCAAACAGGUGAAAUCUCUUCCUCAGGUCAACUACAACCUCCUUAAAUACAUCUGCAGGUUCCUGGAUGAGGUUCAGUCUCACUCCAACGAGAACAAGAUGAGUGUUCAGAACCUGGCCACUGUGUUUGGACCCAAUAUCCUUCGGCCCAGGGUGGAGGAUCCAGUAACAAUGAUGGAGGGAAGUACCCAGGUGCAGCAUCUGAUGACUGUGCUGAUCAGUGAACACUCCCGACUUUACCAACACGAGGAGCCGGAAACAGAAAUCGAGGUCCACCCACAGCAACCUCAGAGUCUUGCCCAACGGUGCACGGUGGAAUGGAUGUCACAGGAAGACACUGAACCCCCACCCUCCUCAGGCACAGGCGCCACAACACCCAAGGAGAAACCUCAAUCUUCCACCCCAUCUUCAGAGAGAAAGCUGGAAUCCCCAAGCCCCAUUACGGCGAUAGAGAAAGUUGAGGAUGGUCAGGAUGAAGGGAAGAGCAAAAGUGGGCCAGAGGAGAGAGUUGAUGAAAAAGCAGAUUUCAAAACUGAAGUGAAAAGUGGGGGUGAGGUCGCCGUUAGUCCCAGUAAACAGUCCAAAGCGCUGCCGUCCUGGAGGAGCUCCUUCAAGGGCAGUGCAGCAUCUGGGGGGCCAAGGGGGAAAAUAGGGGGGUCGGCAGGGGAUGUGUCAGCACCUGGUGGGAGCAACUGGCUGAUGAAUGGCCUGUCGUCCUUCCGAGCUCACCGCCGCACCACGUCAUCCGGUGAGAGGCUGAAGGAUUCAACCCUCUCCCUUAAAGAGAGCACUCUCUCAACUAAGGACUCGCAGAGAGACUCAGAUGACGAAUCCACUCGAUCGCCCCUCGCUCACAGAGCCCUCCACCAAUCCCACAGACUAUCCGCCUAUGACAACGUAGCCCCGUCCAGUCUGAGCCUGCCUGCUGAAUCCCCGAUUUGGUCGCCCUUUGAGAUCUCGCUGGCCGAUACAGAGGUAAGCGAUAGGGCAGUCAAUGUAGCGCAGGGUCAAGAGAGACCCACAGAGGUGAGGGACAGUACAAAUACUUCAGAUCACAGUGCGAGUGGUGCUGAGGACGAUCCCGCAGGAGAAGAUGAAGGUCUCACCAACGUGCUGACCCAUCUCAAGGAGGAGCUGAAGAACCAGAGAACGAGUUAUGAAGCCUCCAUUCGCAAGUUGGAGGAGUCCUGCUCCAAGUACCAGUCCCAGGUAAACCGCCUAGAGGAGGAGCUGGACCAGGAGAAGAAGAAGUUCCAAAUGCUGGAGAUCCGACUCAGGAAUUCAGAGCGAGCAAAUAAAGACGCGGAGAACCGAAACAUCCUCCUCCAGCAAGAGAUGGAGGGCUUCUUCAAAACCCUGGGAGAUCUGACGACAGGAGCAACACAGACCAACUAGAUCUGACCAAGCUGCUAUCACCUGGUCCAUCAGAGGAGGAGGAGGGAGGAGGAAGAGCUUAAAUAACUGGGAAGACCAGCCAGUUCCAAAGCUUUGAAGACCAAAUACCUCUAGUGCUACUUGCCAUCAUAUCCUCUUUAGUAUGGCGGUCUUGUGCUUACACUGAACAAUGCCGGUGCCAAACGAGAGCUCUUCCGGAUUUUACCACUCCAAAAAUGUCCUACCCAUUAUACUCCAUUGUUCAUGUAGCUGAUUAUUUAUUGAUUAAAUUCCUCUAGGAGAUACUGGAUAUAAUGUAGUUUUUCUGUAAACACUUUAAGGACUCUUGAAACUCAAAGGAAGAACAACGUGAGACAUUAAAAUUCAACUCGUUUAUUUGCUGGAGUUGUACGUACUGUCGACAGUUUCCAUUUUGAAUGUAUAUAAUUGGUCUGUUAGUGAGGCAAUUUCAGAUCCAAAGGCUAAAAUCCACACAUCCGGCCAUAUCACACCACAACAGCCAUCAGUGUUUGGCCAAGUCAUCAGAAGACUGCAGCAUCAUCCCCAUAGUGCUCAACGGCUUUUCUUUCUUUCCUCUAUGUACCUGCACUAGAACCAGAUUUGCUAGGAGAAAACUCAUGCGUCGUCUAGUCUAAUUUCUCUAUUUUUGAGAAGAUGGAGGGGAGAGAGGAAAAAAAUAAAACACAGGAAGAGGAUGUCACAACAGUCAUUUGAAAUGUGGUCCAGAAAGGGUCAGGACAUGCGUCACAAUGCCCCAAAGAGCAUUCUGGGAGCUGAAUGCUAGGGGUAACUGCCUGAAGUGCCCAACAAUGAAAAGGGCAAAUUCUGAGCCAUCAAGUACAUCCAAAGGUUAUCACCAUGGCGGGUAGCAAAUACCUGUUUCCCGACUCUCGGAAAAAAUACAAACAUUAAAUCUACAUUAAAAUGUACAGAUCAUUUUACCAAGUAUCCUAAUCUAUGAAUAAAUAUUGCACAGAAAACAAAGAAAAAAUGAAAACAAAAUGCAUAUAAAUAGUACUUCUGAAUGAAAUGUACAUUACAAACAAU
Molecule: messenger RNA, 3249 nt
Organism: Limanda limanda (common dab)
Lineage: Eukaryota; Metazoa; Chordata; Actinopteri; Pleuronectiformes; Pleuronectidae
Gene: arhgap22a
Product: Rho GTPase activating protein 22
Exons: 10
Coding region: 1-2202 (733 amino acids)
Biological process (GO): activation of GTPase activity; signal transduction
Cellular component (GO): focal adhesion
Molecular function (GO): GTPase activator activity
Source: RefSeq, a predicted model, not a curated record